Messenger RNA from Rangifer tarandus platyrhynchus (Svalbard reindeer), 1083 nucleotides. NCBI's taxonomy places the organism in Eukaryota, Metazoa, Chordata, Mammalia, Artiodactyla, Cervidae. The record is from the annotation of a GenBank genome assembly.
AUGAACGCCUGGCUCGUCGGCAUCUGGCUCUGGCUCCCUCUGCUCUUCACCUGGCUCAGCCCCGAGGUCAGCUCCUCAUGGUGGUACAUGAGAGCUACGAGUGGCUCCUCCAGGGUGAUGUGUGACAACGUGCCAGGCCUGGUGAGCCACCAACGGCAGCUGUGCCACCGACACCCGGAUGUGAUGCGUGCCAUUGGCCUGGGCGUGACUGAGUGGACGAUGGAGUGCCAGCACCAGUUCCGCCAGCACCGCUGGAACUGCAACACCCUGGACAGGGAUCACAGCCUCUUCGGCAGGGUCCUGCUCCGAAGUAGCCGGGAAUCUGCAUUUGUUUACGCCAUCUCUUCAGCUGGAGUUGUAUUUGCCAUCACCAGGGCCUGUAGCCAAGGAGAAUUAAAAUCCUGUUCCUGUGACCCAAAGAAGAAGGGAACCGCCAAGGACAACAAGGGCACUUUUGACUGGGGUGGCUGCAGUGAUAACAUUGACUAUGGGAUCAAGUUUGCCCGAGCGUUUGUGGACGCCAAGGAAAGGAAAGGCAAGGAUGCCAGAGCCCUGAUGAAUCUUCACAACAACCGAGCCGGCAGGAAGGCUGUAAAGAGGUUCUUGAAACAGGAGUGCAAGUGUCAUGGUGUGAGCGGUUCAUGUACCCUGAGGACCUGCUGGCUGGCCAUGGCUGACUUCAGGAAAACAGGCAAUUAUCUCUGGAGGAAGUACAAUGGGGCCAUCCAAGUUGUCAUGAACCAGGAUGGCACUGGUUUCACUGUGGCUAACAAGAGGUUUAAAAAGCCAACGAAAAAUGACCUCGUGUAUUUUGAGAAUUCUCCAGACUACUGUAUCAGGGACCGAGAUGCAGGCUCCCUGGGUACAGCGGGCCGUGUGUGCAACCUGACUUCCCGGGGCAUGGACAGCUGCGAAGUCAUGUGCUGUGGCAGAGGCUACGAUACCUCCCACAUCACCCGGAAGACCAAGUGCGAGUGUAAGUUCCACUGGUGCUGUGCCGUGCGCUGCCAGGACUGCGUGGAGGCCCUGGACGUGCACACGUGCAAGGCCCCGAAGAGCCCCGACUGGGCGGCUCCAACAUGA